Molecule: messenger RNA, 974 nt
Organism: Adineta steineri
Lineage: Eukaryota; Metazoa; Rotifera; Eurotatoria; Adinetida; Adinetidae
Source: the annotation of a GenBank genome assembly
AUGGCUACGGCAAACAAUAAAAGAAAAUGUUUUACAUGUGAUAGAGAAAACAAUAUUUAUACUUGUGAAGGAUGUUCAAAAAGAUUUUGUUAUAUGGAUUUAGCUGAACAUCAACAAAGAUUGAAUGAUGAACUGAAUCAUAUUAGUCAUGGCUAUAAUGAAUUUAAACAAAGAAUAAAUGAACACAAACAAAAUCCACAAAAUGAUGCAUUAACAAAACAAAUUGAUCAAUGGGAAAUAAAUUCAAUUGAAACAAUUCAACAAAAAGCACAAAAUUUUAGAGAAAUUGUCUUUAAAUCUUCACAAACAUUUAUUAAUGAUAUUGAAAAUAAAUUUAAUGAUUUACAUAAACAAAUACAGCAACUUCAGAAAGCAAAUGAUUUCAAUGAAAUUAAUUUAAACUAUUUAAAAAAUCAAUUAACUGAAAUUACACAAGAAUUAAAUCAUCCCUUAAAUAUAUCUAUUCAACAAAACUCACAAUCAUUUAUUAGUGAUAUUUCAAUUAAUUCAUCUAAAAAAUCAAAAUGGAAACAAAAUGGCAUCACCGUAGCUGGUGGAAAUGAAGGAGGAAAAAAAUUAAAUCAACUCAAUGGUCCUGUUGGAAUGUUUAUUGAUAAAAACAAAAAUAUUUUCAUUGCUGAUCGUGAAAAUAAUCGUAUUGUUGAAUGGAAAUGUAAUGCAAAACAAGGACAGAUCAUUGCAGGUGGAAAUAAGAAAGGAGAUCGAAUGGAUCAAUUGAAUUGUCCAACAGAUUUGAUUAUUGAUCAACAAACUCAUUCGAUCAUCAUUGCUGAUAAUGGAAACAGCCGAGUGAUGGAAUGGUUUAAUCAAAAGCAACAAAUUCUCAUUCACAAUAUUGACUGUUAUGGUUUGGCAAUCGAUAAAAAUGGAUAUCUUUAUAUUUCUGAUUGGAAGAAGAGUGAAGUAAGACGAUGGAAAAUAGGAGAUUAUGACAAUGAAGGAAUUAUAGUGGC